AUGGUCAACUCACUGCUGUUCGGGGAGAUGGCCUUGGCCUUCGGCUGCCCGCCGGGGGGCGGCGGCUGCGCAGGCGGCGGCGGCGGUGGCGGGGCCGGGCCGGGCCCCUCGCCCGUAACGGCGGCGCUGCGGGACGACCUGGGCUCCAACAUCCACCUCCUCAAGGGGCUCAACGUGCGCUUCCGCUGCUUCUUGGCCAAGGUGCACGAGCUGGAACGGCGCAACCGGCUCCUGGAGAAGCAGCUGGAGCAGCAGCAGAGCGAGCGCGACCGGCGGCUGCGCUACAAGACCUUCUCCCGCGAGCAGGCCGUGCAGACCGGGCCCGAGCUGCUGAGGCCGCCGGCUGCGGGCGGCGGGCAGGCCCUCGGCGCGGCCACCGGCGUCAACGCCAACGCCGUGGCCCUGGGCGGCCUGCCUCCCGGCGGCGGCUCGCACCCGCAGCACUACGGCCGCCUGCCCGGGACCAUCUGGAGCUACACGCAGGUGCGGCGCACAGGCGGCGGCGGCGUGGAGACGGUGCAGGGCCCCGGCGUGUCCUGGGUGCACCCGGACGGCGUGGGCGUGCAGAUCGACACCAUCACGCCGGAGAUCCGCGCUCUCUACAACGUGCUGGCCAAGGUGAAGCGCGAACGUGACGAGUACAAACGGAGAUGGGAGGAAGAGCUGGCCAAAUGUAUGAACCUUCAGACCAUGGUGGACACGCUGCAGGAGGCAGCGCAGGAAGCUGAGGCCAUCCAGGAGGAGAUGAACGAGAAGAUUGAACGGCUCAAGGCUGAGCUGGUGGUGUUCAAAGGGCUCAUGAGUGACCCCAUGACAGACCUGGACACAAAGAUCCAAGAAAAGGCUAUGAAGGUGGACAUGGACAUCUGCCGCCGAAUCGAUAUCACGGCUAAGCUGUGCGAUGUGGCACAGCAGCGGAACUCGGAAGACGUGUCCAAGAUCUUCCAGGUGGUUCCUAAGAAGAAAGACCGCAAGGUGGCUUCGGACGAUGACAACUCCGAGCAGGAUGGGGAGGUGAAUCGGUUCUCAGACGAGGAGGUCAGCUCCAUGAACAUCACGGAUGAGAUGAAGCGCAUGUUUAACCAGCUGCGGGAGACCUUUGAUUUUGAUGACGACUGUGACAGCCUGACAUGGGAAGAAAAUGAAGACACAUUGCUGCUUUGGGAAGAUUUUACUAACUGUAACCCAACCAUCGACCUGCAGGGAGAGCAGGAGGAAAACUUGGGUAAUUUGAUCCAUGAGACUGAAUCCUUCUUCAAGACGAGAGACAAGGAGUACCAGGAGACAAUAGGCCAGAUUGAGCUGGAGCUGGCCACAGCCAAGAGCGACAUGAACCGACACCUGCAUGAGUACAUGGAGAUGUGCAGCAUGAAGCGAGGCCUGGACGUGCAGAUGGAGACGUGCCGCAGGCUCAUCAAAGGCUCCGCAGACAGGAAUUCACCCUCCCCCAGCUCUGUGGCCAGCAGUGACUCAGGAAGUACAGAUGAGAUCCAGGACGACCUGGAACGGGAGGCGGAUGUGGAACCCAUGGUCAGCUGAUGAUGGAGGCCCUGCGUACCUGGUGGUCUUGGUGGUGGGGCCCAGCCUCCUCUCCCCACCGAGCCACGAGGGCUCCUCGAAUUGGGCUCCAGUCCUGGCCACAGAGACUUCUGUCCUCCCUCCUCUGGAGGCCCAGCGGGACCGCUGCUUCCUUCCUCCCUUCACCGCCCACCACCCACCCACGGAAUGGUGCUGUCGAUUUUCUAUUGUUCUCCACAUCACAAAUGCAGACUUUUGUGCGAUGAUGCAGUGCAAUUGUGCCUUCUCCCUUAAGCUGAGCCACUUUGAGCUCCAAAGAAUUCUUCCUAGCAGGUGUUUUUUUAUACAAAACUCUAAGGUGAGGGUGGGGCCUGGGGUGUGGGUAUCUUUUGGUUUUCUCCCUCCCACCUGCUCCUCUGAUUGGCCAUGAACUUUGCCCUCCCUCUGUCUGUCCUGGCCCUGACUAGAAGUUAAGUCCCCCCCAAGUUAAGUGGCCACUUGGGGGUGGGGGGGAUUGCCUUCCUGGGGAAGGAGGCUAUUUACCUCCUCACCUGGCUGAGGAAGACUCCUCAGUUCUUUCUCACCCACUGAAAGUGAGAGAGGUGGAUGGAAUGGAGGGAGGGAAGACCAAAAAAAAAUUUUUUUUUCUUCUUUUGGAUCUAGUGGCGAUGUGUUUGAGGCAAGGCACCGUGGGGAAAGGUAGAGCCUCACUGUGUUUAAACUAUGCAAAAAAACAAAACAAACAAAAAACAAAACAAAAAAAACUAAAACUAAAAGCAGCUUGCCUUAUAUCAUUGGGGAAGGCAGGUCCUCUCUCAGACUCCUGGGGACUGGGAGGGAGGCCAAGGUUAGCAUGAUACCCUCAUAGCCUCUGAGGGUGAGCGGUGGAUUUGGGAGUGUUCCCAUUCAGAUCGCUGGUGAGGCCUGCAUUCUGGAAGCUGGCCCACCAGACUGUUGGCUUUCCUGGGGACCUCUGUGGGGUGGGGUGGGUGGGGUGGUGGUCUUUUAUUCUCCUGAUGACUUGAUGUUCUUUCCUGCCUCUCCAGUCACCUGCCAGGUUCCACAGUUGUAAUUUCUCUGUGAGAAAGUAUGAAAGGGGCCAGGCCUGAUACCCACUCCGUCCGACAUGGCGCCAUCUUGGUCCUCCAUUGACCCUCUGGCUGGAAAAAAAAAGUUUUGUGAGGGAAGAGGAGGCAGGUGGUGAGGCUGCUGGCAGGCUGGCGGUCGUGGGAGAAAAGCCCUAGGUUAGGGCCGUCCUUGUUCAGACAUAGGCUUUUCCAUACCCACUUGGCUGGACUCUUGGGGCGUCACUUUGAGCCAGUGUCUCCCCAAGGCUCCAGUGGGCCUGAGUUAAGGGGUCAUAAGAUAGACCAUCCAUCUAGUCUCAGCUGGGAGCUCACCUAGCAAUCAGGCUUAAUUUUAAUUUUAUUUUACUUGCUCUUAUUUUUGUGGUUUUGAUGGCCUCUGUUGUUUUCAUUGACCCAGCAGCUCCCUCUGGAGGUCAAAGGAACAAAGUAUACCCAGGGAUCAGAACCCAUGGCCCUCUGAGGCCUGUGUGUUGAAGGGCAGGGGACUCUGAGUAGUGGUACUCUGAUUGUCCUCUGCAUCCUUUUAUCUCUCUCUCUGUGAGUGGCCCCAUCUGUUUUGCAUUUAGAACCAGUGUAUAUAAUAGGCAUAUGUAUGUAUAGAGAAGAGAAGUGAAUGUGUUUGUUGGCGACUUCUUAAUGUAAUUUAUCAGAAUCUGGUGGCCUUUCUUGUAUGUUUCCCAUUGUGUGGGAAGGGGCAUCCCAUUGGUCCCUGUGCAGCCUGGCUGCAAGGGUUCCCUUAUCAUCUCUUGAUGGCCAAACAGUCCCUUCUGGCAGGUACUUGGAGGGACAAUGGUUUGGGAAGAGAUACAGCCCGUUCCCUCACCUGGCCCCCCUUUCUCACCAACCCUUCUUUUAAAGGUUACAGGGUUCAUUUGCUCCUUGUUAUUAUUAUUAUUAUUAUUAUGUGUUAUUGAUAUUAUUGUUUUGUUUUUAUUUUAACCAAAGGGUAUCAGCGCCAAAUGGGCCUGGACCUUAGCUGCUGUAAAGAUUUCCGUUUCCAUGAGGGCAGGAUGAUGGCUGCCCCCAUGGGCCUCCUUAGCUGAGGCAGUGGAAGGUAUCUGUCCAGUGGUAGAGUCUAGGGGAUGGGCAGGCAGAGUAGAAGCUGGCCCUUAAUUGUUCAUCAGGUGGUGGUGGGGUGACACAUAUCUCUAGAGUUAAGACAGUAAGCAACAGUAUAAACAUUUGGGGUGAUGAAGGUUACCCUCGAAGUUGGUGUCCUGUGGUGUUAUUUUUGCUUUCCCAACUGUAUACAUAGGUCAUUUGUCUAGGGCGUAUGAGAAAGGCAGGCUCCAGGAGGUUCCUUCCUGUUGGUUUUCAAAGUCUGCUUUCUCCUGGGGAGUGAGGUGCUGAGGCAGGAGGAUGAGGGGAGAAGAGCAAGGCUGUGGUGGGCGUGCCUCCUGGGCUGGUUCUGGGGUCUGGGCCUGGCCUUCUUUUUUUGUUUUGAUUUUUGUUUUUAGUUCAUUGCCAGUGGGCCCUGCUUGUCCCUUCACUGUGAGCCCACAGCUUGCCAAGAAAGACCCCACCACUCUCUGGGGCAGUGCCUGCCCAGCCUGGAUGACCUUGUCCAUCCUUGUAAACUUGUACAUACUUCCUUUUGAGUUUUCUAUUUCUGAGCCCGGUGUCAUAUUGACACUGGAGUUUCAGGGCUUCUCCGAUGGGCUCUCCAUGUUGCCCUUGGUCACGCUCCUAGUUUGGGGGUCAUAGACACAGGCACAGCAGGGAGACAGCAUCCUUUCAGGUCCCUGGUUGGUUGCGAAAUACACACACACACACACACACACACACGCACACACCCCUCACACUCCUCUAAGACUCCAAAUGAGAAAGAUGGGGAAGGAGUUUUAUCUCCUGUGGUAGUGUGUCUGGACUGGACUGUGUUCUGGGGUAGAGCUCAGAUGACUAUGGAGACUCAAGCCACGUUGACUUUGGGGUGGGGGGAGAAGGGGGGUGUUCUAAUGGAUAAGGUGUAACUUAAGCUAAAUGUAUUCUAUUUAUAAAGCAAGAGACUCUAUUUUUAUGAAAGGAAAAGGUUUUUAAUCUAGGGUAGGUAGUCGUGGUGGCCCAGCAUUUUGCCGUGGAUGAGAUGCCACUGUCCUUGUUGACUGUGCUCCUCUCCUCACCUUGCCUUCUGUCUUCACUGGGCAUCUGCAGACAGCUGGGGUGGCAGUGACCCCCUUCUUUCCUCAGCCCUCCUCAGCCCCUUGGAAGGGAGCUGUGGGACAGUGGGGGGAGGGAGGGGCAGGUGGACUGCAGGAGAGGUCCCUCAGAGGUAGGCUCUGGCAAGACCUGCCCCCUCUCAGCUGUGUGGAGAGAGUAGGGAAGCGCUGUGGGUGGGGUUGGGCCUUACUGUGUCUGAAGUUGUCAGGCAGCUGGAACAGGCACAGCAGGGACCUAGGAUGCGUAGAGCUCGGUCCUGUCUGUGUCUACUCCAGGCCAAGGUUGAGCUUGCAGCCUCUGCUCCCCGGAUGAAGGACCAGGGCACUGGAGGAUUUCCUCAGACCUGGGUCCUCCCUCUGGGACCCCAUGCUUGGCUUUCGAAGGGCAAUCACCUAGAGGGGAUGUGGAGAGGGGUCUGAGCAAAGCCCCUCUCUGAGAGGGGAUUUUUCCAUGAGUGAAGAUUUCCAGGCUCAGCAUGGGCUGCGUGUGAGUCUUAGGCAAACUCCUCACCUUUCCAGCCCCCUCCCAAGCUCUCAAAGAAAAGUGGUGAAUUCCCCACAAUGACCCCUUUAUGCACACUGUAGCAUCUACCUGGUUUUUAGUCCCAUCCUAUCCCACGGUUGCUGUGUCUGUCAGCUGGGUCUAACAAUCACUGGGAGGGGUUUGUACUCACUAAAAGACUAUUGACCCUACCAGAAAACCAACCUGUUUACUGUACUGUUGUAAAUACUGUGCCCUUUAUAUCCUGUAUAUUGGCUUCUUUUAAAUAAAGUAAAAUGUCUUAGAA
Molecule: messenger RNA, 5550 nt
Organism: Meriones unguiculatus (Mongolian gerbil)
Lineage: Eukaryota; Metazoa; Chordata; Mammalia; Rodentia; Muridae
Gene: Iffo2
Product: intermediate filament family orphan 2
Exons: 9
Coding region: 1-1539 (512 amino acids)
Source: RefSeq, a predicted model, not a curated record